Messenger RNA from Humulus lupulus (European hop), 2853 nucleotides. RefSeq names its product ATP-dependent zinc metalloprotease FTSH 10, mitochondrial-like. The coding region runs from base 216 to 2666 and encodes 816 amino acids. The transcript has 8 exons. Gene Ontology annotation, cellular component: chloroplast thylakoid membrane; m-AAA complex. Lineage: Eukaryota; Viridiplantae; Streptophyta; Magnoliopsida; Rosales; Cannabaceae. Gene Ontology annotation, molecular function: metalloendopeptidase activity; zinc ion binding; ATP-dependent peptidase activity. The record is from RefSeq and is a predicted model, not a curated record. Gene Ontology annotation, biological process: mitochondrial protein processing; protein-containing complex assembly.
AAAGAAGCAAAGCCCCAUAUAUCUGAGGGUGAGUAAGUUUCAUAAGGUUCCCGGCUUAAAAAAAUCCUUUUUCAUCCAAAUCAUUCCAAAUUGGCGAAUAAUGUGUUUGUUAAAUUACCUUUGAUUUCUCUACCUUCUAUCGAUUUUUGUAUACUUAUUUAUCUAUUUUCUGCUUACAAUCGUUCCCAUUUUGGUUCUCUGGGACACUCAAAGCGAUGAUUUUUUCCAGGAUUGGACGCUCUUUCUCACGAUCUUCCCGUUCCAGAAACUUGUUGUAUGGGGGUCGAAGGCCAGCCACCUUGAAUGAAAACGAAGGGUUUUUGUCAGUGGCGGGUGUUAAUACGUAUCAGAGUGGCGGUCGCGUAGAUGGGGCUUUAGGGUUUUUGAGAAGCUAUAUUACUUCUAUUGGAGCUCGAAAGGUUUCUGCUUCGGAUUUUCCUUACAUUCUCGGUAACCCUGAAUUUCGUAGACUUUUCUCCAGCGAAGCCCCAAAGAAAAAGAACUAUGAGAACUUCUAUCCCAAGGAAAAGAAGGAAAUUCCUAAAGGGGACGAGCAGAAAUCUGAGUCCAAAGAUGAAUCAAAUACUGAUGAUCGUGGAAGUUUUCAGGAGGCUUUUAUGAAGCAGUUCCAAAAUUUAAUAACCCCUUUGUUAGUGAUUGGAUUAUUCCUUUCCUCAUUUAAUUUUGGUCCCCGUGAACAACAACAGAUUAGUUUCCAAGAGUUUAAGAACAAGCUUCUGGAACCAGGUUUAGUUGAUCGUAUAGUUGUCUCAAACAAAUCAGUUGCAAAAGUAUAUGUAAGGGACUCACCACGUGAUCGAGCUAGUGACGAUGUUGUCCAAGGACCCAUUAGUGGUACCCCUGCUCGUGGAAGUCGCGGUCAGUACAAAUAUUACUUCAAUAUUGGAAGUGUUGAAUCUUUUGAGGAGAAGUUGGAGGAAGCUCAGGAAGCAUUGGGAAUAGACACUCACGAUUUUGUUCCUGUCACAUAUGUCUCUGAAAUGGUAUGGUACCAAGAAUUGUUGAGAUUUGCACCGACACUAUUGCUUUUGGGAUCCCUCCUCUACAUGGGACGGAGAAUGCAAGGUGGGCUAGGUGUUGGUGGGGGUGGGGGUAAGGGUGCUCGUGGAAUAUUCAAUAUAGGAAAAGCCCAUGUUACAAAAGUAGAUAAAAAUGCAAAAAAUAAGGUCUAUUUCAAAGAUGUUGCUGGUUGUGAUGAGGCAAAGCAAGAAAUAAUGGAGUUUGUGCAUUUCCUAAAAAAUCCAAAGAAAUAUGAGGAAUUGGGAGCCAAAAUUCCUAAAGGAGCACUGUUGGUAGGCCCUCCAGGAACAGGAAAGACCCUUCUAGCUAAAGCAACUGCAGGAGAAUCAGGGGUACCCUUUCUUUCAAUUGCUGGUUCUGAUUUUAUGGAGAUGUUUGUUGGGGUUGGGCCAUCCAGGGUUAGGAACUUAUUUCAGGAAGCAAGGCAGUGUGCUCCAAGUAUAGUAUUUAUCGAUGAGAUUGAUGCAAUUGGUCGAGCAAGGGGGCGGGGAGGCUUCUCAGGAUCCAAUGACGAGCGUGAAAGUACUCUAAAUCAGUUGCUGGUAGAAAUGGAUGGCUUUGGAACAACUGCUGGAGUUGUUGUUCUUGCUGGCACCAAUAGGCCUGAUAUUUUGGACAAAGCUCUUUUGAGACCUGGUAGAUUUGAUCGCCAAAUUACCAUUGACAAACCUGAUAUUAAAGGUCGUGAUCAGAUUUUCCAAAUCUAUUUAAAAAAGAUCAAACUUGAUCACGAGCCAUCAUAUUUCUCUCAAAGGCUUGCAGCUCUCACUCCUGGGUUUGCUGGAGCAGACAUUGCAAAUGUUUGUAAUGAAGCUGCUCUUAUUGCUGCAAGAAACGAGAGUGCUCAAGUUACUAUGGACCAUUUUGAGUCAGCUAUUGAUAGGAUCAUUGGUGGUUUGGAGAAGAAGAACAAGGUUAUAAGCAAGAAUGAACGCCGAACUGUUGCUUACCAUGAAUCAGGUCAUGCUGUGGCUGGUUGGUUCUUAGAAUAUGCUGAGCCCUUGUUGAAAGUUACAAUUGUUCCUCGAGGCACGGCUGCACUUGGGUUUGCCCAGUAUGUUCCCAAUGAGAACCUUCUCAUGACUAAGGAGCAACUCUUUGACAUGACUUGCAUGACCCUUGGUGGUAGGGCUGCUGAACAGGUUAUAUUGGGGAAAAUCUCUACAGGAGCACAGAACGAUUUGGAGAAGGUAACAAAGAUGACCUAUGCCCAAGUAGCAGUCUAUGGUUUUAGUGAUAAGGUCGGUCUCCUAUCCUUCCCUCAGAGGGAGGAUUCAUUUGAGAUGACCAAGCCCUAUAGCAGCAAAACUGCAGCAAUUAUCGACAAUGAAGUACGAGAAUGGGUUGCAAAGGCAUAUGAAAAGACGGUCCAACUAAUAGAGGAACACAAAGAACAAGUGGCACAAAUUGCAGAAUUGUUGCUUGAAAAGGAAGUACUUCACCAGAAUGAUCUGCUUGAAGUCCUGGGUGAGCGGCCAUUCAAAUCUAGUGAAAUCACAAACUAUGAUAGAUUCAAGCAAGGGUUCGAAGAGGAAGAUAAAAAGUCAAUGAAGAUCCCAUUGAUUAAUGGGGCUGAGGAGGAAGAUGGGUCUACACCCCUGGAACCUCAGGUUGUCCCUAGUUGAGAUCACUACUAGGGAUGUUUGAAUUGUACAUGAAAUAAAAAAAAUUCUGCGGAUUUUUUUUUAUUCUGCUCCUUAAUUUUAUUUUUGCUAUAUUCAAAUGUUUUAACUUUUUUUAACAUAUUCAUGUAAGGACAAAAUUUGUAUACUUUGAUUUUGUUGCCGUAGUGUAGUGUCACCAUUACUUUGA